Messenger RNA from Manis pentadactyla (Chinese pangolin), 13269 nucleotides. Its product is annotated as ankyrin repeat domain-containing protein 26-like. Gene Ontology annotation, molecular function: protein binding. Bases 3785 to 7147 code for a protein of 1120 amino acids. The record is from RefSeq and is a predicted model, not a curated record. The transcript is spliced from 24 exons. Lineage: Eukaryota; Metazoa; Chordata; Mammalia; Pholidota; Manidae.
UUUUUUUUUAACAAUUUUAUUCAGGUUUUAGUUGCAUUUUUUAAAAAGGGGAGGUGAUUUGUCAGUCUCCUGGAUUCAUUUUGAACCACAGUCCAACCAAGGCAGUUGAAUAAUAAUGAUCCUAGAGAGGACUUGUUUUUCAAAGCCACCAGAAUACCGGAGUUUCAUAUGUAACCUAUACCUCUUAAAUUGAUUACUUUGGGUAACUGUAACUGUUUUAUUUUUAGGUAUUCUGUGUAUUCAUACUCAUUUUAAAAUAAAUACUGAGUUAUUUCAAUCUAGGUAGUUAUGAGCAUAUAGCCUCAUGUAAGUAUGUGGUAUUUUAAUAAAAUAUGUUGGAAUGUAGACUUGAUCUUUUGAUUGAAAGAAAAACAUUGAAUCACAGACAGAAAUUUGGAGAGUUGAUACAUUUGAAAGAAAGGAUUUUGUCUAUGCAGAUUCUCCCCUGCCUCUCUUCUGUUACAGAUGAGUCCCCUUUCUUUUAGGCAAGAAUGUGAUUUCCCCCCAUUUACAAUAGGAACUUAAUUUAGUUACAAUAAAUGCUGUUCUCUUUUCAGUAUUGCACCCUAUGGUGACAUAGUGGGAAGCUAUCUCUUAUGAACUUGAGAACGCAUUUCAUGGGGAAGAAUAGUAAACAAGUGACCACGCCACCAAAGGGGAAGCUGUAAAGCCCAGUUUGGGGAGCUUCACAGGAAUCUCCUGCACCUCUGAAAGCAGGUGUUUGACUCAUACCCAGGAAACCUGGAAUCUGAGAGGGUGGGUAAGUUGGUUUGGCUGAUGAGGGGAGAAUUGCUAAUGUGUUGAGACUGUUCUGUGCUCAGCAUUUGCUUUGACAAAAACUGCUGGGUUGCUUACGAAAGACCAGAUGACCAUCAAGCAUGAGAGUGAGCCAUUCUGGGGGAAUCUAUUUUAGAUCCCAUACAAAAGGGCCUCUUAGAGGUGUGAAGAGUCUUCACAAGAGAACAGUCUAAAGUGGAUCUCCACGUUCCUCAAGAGCUAAGGACAAAGAAAGGCCAGCUGAAUGGAUUUCAUUGAUUCAGGUCAAGGGAGCUGCAGGUGAGAACAGCAGUGGGUACAGAAGUGCCCCCGAGAAAAAUAAUCAGUUUUAAAAUAAUUACCAGAUUCAAACUGCUCAAAUCAUAAAAUAGUAUCAGCCAUUAAGAAGUCUACCACCCCCUAAAGUUAUCCUAGCUGAGGGAGGAGGGAUGCAAUUUGGAAAGAAUGAAAAUGGGAACUUGAUAAUAGGGGGAGUCUAGUAACCAUAAUGUUCAAGUAAUUGUGCAUUAACGAUACCAAAAUAAACAAAAACACAGAAUGCAGAAAACAUGAACAAAGACGUUAUGAUCCUACAUUGCAAAAUAUUACAAAGAAUUAAUAAAAUAAGGUUGAUAGCAAAAAAAAAAGAUAAAAAGAAAAAAAGACCAUUCCUGAGCCUGGCCUAGCUGAUUAACUGUGACUUUGGCAUUUUUGUACUUAACAUAGGGCUGGACAUUCUGUUUCAGGGUUUGUGAGUUAAAACAGCUCUAUGGACUUCUUAUUACUUGAGAAUAAGGUUUUCCUUUUUCUCUGUGGGUGGAAGAAAAAUAGCUGGAUAUUUAAAAGUGUAGUAGGAGAUGAUGUUGCCUGCUGAUUAUAUCUCAUGAGUGAAAACUAGUGGUUAUGUAUAUUAACAGAUUUUUGUGGGAACACAUUUUUUAUGAUAAAAUUCCAUUUGUAAUUUUUCAAAAUCUGAAAUACUUGUGUAAUUUCUGUCACAAUUAUGUAUGGGAUGUGUGUGUGCAUAUAUAUCAUCUAUUUGCCUUUAUACUAAGUUCAUUUGGUCACAGGUUUUAUGUGGCCAAAUGUGUUGAUAAUUUUCUUUUAUAACUUGUGUUUGUUUGAAAAAUCUUUCCUCAUUAAGUAAUACCACUUAGCUUGUUUUUCUAAAAUAUGUAAUGGUUGAAUGUUUUCAUGAAAAGCCUAAAUACUUUCUGAUCUGGACUUUAUUUUGGUGUAUGUGUUACAAGAUGUGUAAAGUUCACAAAUUUGUAUUUCCAAAAAUAUUGAUUUAAUAAUCACCUUUACAUUUAUUAGUUAUAUAUUUUAUACUCUAUUACAUAAUGGAGUAAAUUCACUUAUGGUAAUUUUCUUGUUAGUAUGUACUACUUAGCAAGCACAAGCCAGGGUGGGUACUCCUGGGAUUGGAUUUUAAGGGGCUUAAGUGGGAUAGAGUAUAAGACUGGAUAAGCCAGAAUUUUUUGUGGAAGCUUUCUGUGGGAAGACAGGGUUUAUCACUCAAGCAAGAACCCCAGGAGGUGGAGCAAAUUUGCUGUUGGGCUGUGUAUUAGAACUCAGGAGAUGGCCAUGUUCCAUGCCAAGUGAAGUGGAAAUGCACCCACUCUCCUGCAAUUCAGUGUGAUGCACUUAACUAGUGAAAGUUAGCAUAGACCCCAUAGGUUAAGGGGCUCAGUCCCACAGCACCACCCCCACUUCAAAAUACCAGGCCCAGCUCCCAAGUCCCCAGGCUACUUGCUCUUCUGUCUGACUUGGCUACAAGUUUGGGGAUUCCCCUGACCAUCCUUCAGGUUUGGUAAUUCACUAAGAUGACUCAGGAAGGUGCUGUAUUUAGGGUUACUGAUUUACUUCUAAAGGACGUAAAGGGACAACCAGAUGAAGAUCUACAUAGGCAGCAAGGUCUGCAUGCCUUCCCCAGGCAUGUCACCCUCUCAGUUCAUAGAUGUGUUCACCAACCCAGAAGCUCUCUGAGCCUCAUUUCAGAGUCUUUGUUAAUAGGGUUUCAUUAUGCAAGCAUGAUUGAUUAAAUCAUGGGCCAUCUGACAACUCAAUUUCCAGUUUCCCUCCCUUUAACAUUAUGGGAGGCAAGAAUUCUUUUUAACUUGGUAUAGUGGUUACAGAAACCUCAAAUAAUAUAGAGGUAAACACUGCCAAGAGAAUACUGCAAAGGAAGCAUAAGGAGGGGACUUUGGAGCUAUAAUAAUUAUUGGAGUAUAUUUUAAAAAGAAGCUAGAGUACUGGUGCAAGAAGCAAACCCCGUAGAAAACCCAGAAACAAAAACAUAGCAGAGAAUUUAAAGUAUGGGAAGUGAUUUACACUAGGUGAGAAAACUUAAUUUAGGACAAGUGAAUAACCAUGUUUUAAAAAGUUCUUAGGUGAUAUACAGUGCUCCAAAAUAAAUCUUGGAUUGAAUAAAGAUUUAAUUGGGGAGAAAUAAAAGUAAAGAAAGCGUAAAUCUAAGGCUGGACCAAAGGGGAAGGUUAUUGGAGACUUUACUAGAGAAUGUGUAUUCUUUUCUCAUCAGUCUGCACUUGAUAACACAUACUGACACAGUCUUUGAAACCAAGAAAGCUGCCUUCUGUUAUUGCAUCCUCGGAGACCUCCUGGGGCCCAGCGGGAUUUAGAAGAGGAGUAAACUGACAGAUAAGAUUUAGAGUUUUUUCGGGGUGUUUUGCAGGGAGGAGAUGUCUUUUCCAUAUGGUCUAGUCUUCUGCCAAUUUCCUGACUCAGCCACCUCUCACUGACAUUGAAGGGAACCCAACGCUGCUCUCAGGUACUGGCUGAGAUUUAACAGGCCUGGGUCCUACACGUGCCCUUUCAGCACCCGCGGCUCUGAGUUCCAGGCAUUGUGAUGCGUUCUGGGCGGGGUGCGUUGCUAGGCUACAGUUAACUGUUCUAACUGCCAGUUGGGUGGUGGGCUGUUGAGACCAGGGUUGGCUUAUUCAGCACUAGUGCUGUGUAGCGGACGGCAGCAGGGGAGCUGAGGUCUCCUGAAGCCUGAGGCUCUGGCAUGCUGAAGCGGAUUUUUGACUUCCAGGGUCGGAGGGGCAGGUUGCCUAAGGGCCCCUUCAACGUCCUGCGGAGGAUAGGCUCCGUGGCCGUGAAUGUGGAGGAAUCCCGGUACCAAAUCCGAAGCAAAGAUCUUGGAAAGCUCCACAGGGCUGCGAGCAAGGGCAAAGUAGCCAGAGUAGAGCAUAUUCUAUCUCUGGGGGAAAAUGACUUGAAUGACAAAGAUAAAAUGAAUAGGACUGCUCUACAUUUGGCCUGCGCCAAUGGCCAUGUAGAAGUGGUCACUCUCCUAGUGAGGGGAAAAUGUGAGCUUAACCUGCGUGACAACGAAGAGAGGACACCUCUGCUGAAGGCCAUACAAUGCCGGCAAGAGGACUGCGCACUUAUUCUUCUGGAAUCUGGUGCCAACCCAAAUGUCAGGGACAUCUCUGGCAACAGUCCUCUCCACUAUGCAGCUUGUGGCUCGUGUAUGACAACAGCGGCACAGCUGCUUUUAUGCAACGCAGACAUCGAGGCAAGAAACAAGCAUGGUCUCACACCACUUUUACUUGCAAUAUCUAAAAACAAUGAUCAAAUGGUGGAGUUUUUAAUAAGUAAAGGAGCAAACAUACACGUCAUUGAUGAGGACAAAAGAACGGCACUCAUGUUUGCUGUAAUAAAUGGAUCAACAAACACAGUCAAGCUUCUUCUUCAGCGAGAUAUUGAUGUCAAAUCUCGGGAUAUCUAUGAAUUUACUGCACGAGAGUAUGCUGUUGUUCAUGGUUUUGAUAACAUUUGUCAACUGAUUUCUAAAUAUUCAGAAGAAAAUAAAGCUAAAAAUUCUUCUCAAAAUUUUCAGACCUCUGCUCCAGGGAAGAAGCUUUCUGAAGAGGACUCUUUAAAGAAGAGUGGGGGUCAGUCUUCCAAGUCAACUGAAGACACACAUGGAGAUGAAGCAUCAUUCAAGAUAUCUGGCAUUGAUGAUUCCUUUCCUGAGUCCACUGACGAAGACUUUGAUUUUGAUGAAAAGAACAUGCAGAAACCAAACUUAAAGGAGCUAAUGGAUACUUUUCUGCAAUCCAAGAAGGAGGAAAAAGAAACAAAAUGUCACAUUGUGAAGCCAGGCAAAAGAGCCAACAGCCAGGGCUUUUCUCAUGAGAAAUCUGCUGUGAAACCUUCUCUCAAGUCUUCAGCAGGCCUUGGUCUUACAAAGAAAGGAUCAGUGCAGACAGUGGUUGGAGAAGAAGAAAGUUGUAGUAAUACUAUUGAAAGAGUUCAAAAAGAAAAAAUAAAUAAUGACGAUUUGACUUCUCAUGAAGCACACAAAAGUAAUAGAAGCAAUAAGAUGUCAGCAUUGGGAUUAGAAGAAGAGGAAGACACAGAAUCACCAUGGGAUUCCGAGAGUCUCCCAGAGAGUCUUCCACAGAAGAAUGUUGGUCAUUUUUCUGGUUCUCCAGGUCAAAGAGGAGAAAACCUAUUAAAUAAACAAGUAGGAGAUUCUCUUGGACAAUAUUCUCACGUGGAGCCUGUCAUCAAAUUGAAAGACUCUCUCAAUAAUAAAACACUAGGAGCAGAGAUGACACAAACAUCCACAUCAGUUUGGGAUUCUACUAACAUUACUCUCAGUAAUAAGACUCAUCACGGAUCUAGGAAUUUGAAAACUAAGGAGAAACAUCCAUGUGUACCAUCAAUGACCAAAAAUCAGUCAGCAUCCACAGAAUUGGGACAGAUGGCCUCAAGAGAUAAAGAAAAGAUUAAUAGUGGAGCAGUGUCUCUGUUAGGGGAUUAUACACUCAGUGACAUGUGUGAAUCACAGCUUCCAGAAAACAGAGAGAGCAAACAAGAACUACUAGAUGUAGAAAGGACAGCAAAGGAAGAACAAGAAAAGCUUGGUGGAAGUGCAUUUAACCACCCACAGAUUUCUGAUAGUCAUGAAAAAGAAGAUCUGUUGCAUGAACACCGUAUGUUGCAGGAUGAAAUCGCCAGGCUAAGAAUUGAAGUAGACACAAUAAAACAGUCACACCAUUCUAUAAUAUCUACUCCUGUCCAUGAUCAUGAGCAGAGUCAGGCAUCAGGAAGAAAACUAGAACUUGCUCUGCAGAGACAGAGAGAGGAGUGGUUUUGUUUUCGGGACAAAAUUAAUUUUGCUAUGUCUAACCUGAAAGAAGAAAAUGAGAUUCUUUCUCAGCAGCUUUCUAAAGCUGUAGGUAAAUUCAGUAGCCUGGAAACUGAGCUAUGUCACACAAGAGAUGCCCUCAGAGAAAACACUUCGGUUUUAGAACAUGUGCAAAGAGACCUAAGCCACACACAGUGCCAAAAGAAGGAAAUUGAACACAGGUAUCAAAAGAAACAAGAAAAACUGAAUAAAUACAUCACAAAGCAGGAAUCCUUAGAAGAGAGAUUAUCUAAACUACAAACCGAAAAUGAGUUGCUCCGACAGCAACUGAGUGAAGCUCAGAACAAAGCUGAAAAUAAAGAAAAGACACUCAUUGACAUCCAAAACAGGUUUAUGGAAAUUAUAAAAAAUCUUCAAACUAAAAAUGAAAAAUGUCUUUUGCUAAAAGAAAGCAAUGAGUUAGUCAACGAUUGCAAUCAUCUCAAAGAAAGAUUGAAUCAAUGUGAAAGUGAGAAAGGAGAAAGAGAAGUUGGUAAUCUCACUACAGCACUGGAAAUUUCAUCUUCAGAAUGCCUGCCGGCAGUUACAAGAAAUCAAGUUGAACAGAUGCUGUUGUCUAUGACAUCACUCCAAAAGAAAUGUGAAAAGCUAGAAAAGACAACAAAGAAACUGGAACAGGAAAUAGUAAACCUCAAAACUCAUAUGGUACAAACAUCAUCACAAGAGAAGGUAGAGCAGUUGAGAGCGAAUGAUAAUGCUUCCCUUAGAAGGGAAAUGGAACUCAGAAUUCAAGAGCUGGAAUCUGAACUCUCCAAAAAAACUGACAAAGAAAAUUUGAUGAAAACUAAAUUGGAAAAAUAUCAACAAUUGUACCUAGAAGAAGUAAAAUUUAGCAAGUCAAUAUUGGCAAAUCGAGUAAAUGAUCUCCACAUGACUACUGAGAUACCAGAAGAGAUCAAUACCAGAUGUUUUGUAGAGAAACAGCAGAACGGAUCUUCAAUCAGCAGUCUGACUAUGAGGCCAGUGCUGGAGCCACCUAGCGUUGGAAUCCUUAAGGGUUCAGUGAUCAGCAGACAUCAUAGUCCAAGAGAAAAUUUAGUGAUUCCUACUUGCAGCCAACAGAUUUCAAGUGACAGAAUGGUGACUUACUUUUUGAAGGUGCAGCGAAAAUUGGAAAAACGCAUAACUAGAGAACUGGAAGAAGCUACUGCUGAACUUGAAUCCGGAGCCUGGACAGCCGCUACUACUCUAUCUUAUGGGUUACAUUGAAAUAAAUAUGUAGUUUUGAAAACAUCACAAGAAUAUGUACAGAUUUUGGAAAAAACUUGCAUCAUCUGAAAGAUAAGUGUAGAGAUCUGGGAAAAAAUGGCAGCAUGAGAAAUGAGGCAGAAAACUCCUCCCCAAAAUCACAUAUGACAUGAAAAUAUAGCAAAGAGUGACCUGAAGAUUGCUACAGACUGGCUACAUCUGGGGAAAAGAGAAGACCUCACACUUUUAAAAGGGUAAAGUAGCAAAGCUGUGACCUGGCUGGACUCAAUCCCUCCCACCACCCCAGCUCACUGACGGGAGGAAAAGAAAUAGAGUGGGGAAGUACGAAAGACAGGAGGGAUACUCGGAGAGACUGAGAUUCCAGCCACUUGUGGAGAACAGGUACCUACAACCGGCCGCUCUGCGACAAAAGAAGGCAGGCACUUUGAAAGACUGAACAGCAGUGAAACGGGUGCUAAAGGAGCAAGGAUUACACAGAACUUCUUGCUCAGGAGAAAGGACAGGUGGACAAAAUCAUCUUGGCACACUCAGCCCAGCAGUUUGGGAACUUUUGGGAGCUUUAGUUGCUCUAUCCCCAUGGCUGCCAACGCAGCACCUAGGCCCCUCACAGUAUACUUUCCUCUUAGCGUGGCCUUUGCUGUGUCCCAGAGAUUUUGCAGUGUUGAAUUCUUGUUGUCAUUUGUCUCCAUAUAUUGCCUGAUCUCUGUUUUUAUUUGGUCAUUAAUCCAUUGGUUAUUUAGGAGCAUAUUGUUAAGCCUCCAUGUGUUUGUGGGAUUUUUCAUUUUCUUUGUGUAAUUAUUUCUAGAUUCAUACCUUUGUGAUCUGAGAAGCUGGUUGGUACAAUUUCAAUCAUUUGAAUUUCCUGAGGCUCUUUUUGUGGCCUAGUAUAUGAUCUAUUCUUGAAAAUGUUCCAUGUGCAAUUAAGAAGAAUGUGUAUCCUGCUGCUUUUGGUGGCGUGUUCUGUAGAUGUAUUUUAGGUCCAUCUGUUCUAAUGUGUUGUUCAGUGCUUCUGUCUCCUUACAUAUUUUCUGUCUGGUUGAUCCAUCCUUUGGAGUGAGUGGAGUGUUGAAGUCUCCUAAAAUGAGUGCACUGCAUUCUCUUUCUGUUAGUAUUUGUUUUGCAUAUGUAGGUGAUCCUGUGUUGGGUGUAUAGAUAUUUAGAAUGGUUGUAUCCUCUUGUUGGAUUGACUCCUUUAUCAUUAUGUAAUAUCCUUCCUUGUCUCUUGUGGCUUUCUUUGUUUUAAAGUCUAUUUUGUCUGAUACUAGUACUGCAACUCCUGCUCCCCGCCCCUAUUAGUUGCAUGAAAUAUCUUUUUCCAUCCCUUCACAUUUAGUCUGUGUAUGUCUUUGGGUUUAAAGUGAGUCUCUUGUAGGCCACACAAAGCUGGGUCUUGUUUUUUUAUCCAUUCAGUGACUAUGUCUUUUGAUUGGUGCAUUCAGACUAUUUCCAUUUAGAGUGAUUAUUGAUAAGUAUGUACUUACUGCCAUUGCAGGCUUUAGAUUCGUGGUUACCAAAGGUUCAAGGAUAACUUCCUUACUAUUUGAGAGUCUAACUUAAUUCACUUAGUAUGCUAUUACAAGCACAAUCUAAAGGGUUUUUUUUUCUCCUUUUUCUUCCUCCUCCAUUCUUUAUAUAUCAGGUAUCAUAUUCUGUACUCUAUCCCUUGACUGACUUUGGGGGUAGUUGAUUGAACUUUGCAUCUGCUUUGUAAUUAAUUGUUCUACUUUAUUCACUGUGGUUUUACUUCCCUUGGUGACAGCUAUUUAGCCUUAGGAAUGCUUCCAUGUAUAGCCUCCAAAAUACACUGUAAAGACAGUUUGUGGGAGGUAAAUUCUCUCAACUUUUGCCUAUCUGAAAAGUGUUUAAUCCCUCCUUCAAAUUUAAAUGAUAAUCUUCCCGGGUAGAGUAAUGUUGGUUUGAGGCCCUCCUGCUUCAUUGUAUAAAUAUAUCAUGCCACUCCCUUCUGACCUGUAAGGUUUUCUCCUGAAAAGUCUGAUGAUAGCCUGAUGGGCUUUCCUUUGUAUGUGAUCUUAUUUCUCUCUCUGGCUGCUUUUAAUACUCUGUCCUUAUCUUGAUCUUUUUUUUUGUCAUCAUUAAUGUACAAUUACUUGAACACUGUGGUUACUAGAUCCCCCUACUAUCAAGUCCCCUCCACAUACCCCAUUACAGUCACUAUCCAUCAGCGUAGUAAAAUGCUAUGGAAUCAUUACUUAUCUUCUCUGUAUAUACUGCCUUCCCCAUGUCUGCACCCCCUACUUUAUGUGUGCUAAUUGUAAUGCCCCAUUUUCCCCCUUAUCCCUCCCUUCCCACCCAUCCUCUCCAGUCCCUUUCCCUUUGGUAACUGUUCUGUGAGUCUGCUGCUGUUUUGUUCCUUCAGUUUUUGCUUUGCUGUUAAACUCCACAGAUGAGUGAAAUCAUUUGAUACUUGUCUUUCUCUGCCUGGCUUAGUUCACUGAGCAUAAUACCCUCUAGCUCCAUCCAUGUUGUUGCAAAUGGUAGGAUUUGUUUUCUUCUUAUGGCUGAAUAAUAUUCCAUUGUGUAUAUGUACCACAUCUUCUUUAUCCAUUCAUCUACUGAUGGACACUUAGGUUGCUUCCAUUUCUUGGCUAAUGUAAAUAGUGCUGCGAUAAACAUAGGAGUACACAUGUCUUUUUCAAACUGGGCUGCUGCAUUCUUAGGGUAAAUUUCAAGGAGUGCAUUUCCUGGGUCAAAUGGUAUUUCUAUUUUGAGAUUUUUAAGAUUCCUCCGUACUGCUUUCCCCAAUGGUUGAACUAGUUUACAUUCCCACCAGCAGUGUAGGAGGGUUCCCCUUUCUCCACAACCUCGCCAACAUUUGUUGUUUGUCUUUCGUAUGUUGGCCAUCCUAACUGGUGUGAGGUGAUAUCUCAUUGUGGUUUUAGUUUGCAUUUCUCUGAUGAUUAGCGAUGUUGAGCAUCUUUUCAUGGUCUGUUGGCCAUCUGAAUUUCUUCUUUGGAGAACUGUCUGUUCAGCAACUCUGUGCAUUUUUUAAUUGGAUUAUUUACUUUUUCUUUGUUGAGGUGUGUGAGUUCUUUAUAUAUUUUGGAUAUCAACCCUUUAUCGGAUCUGUCAUUUAUGAAUAUGUUCUCCCAUACUGUAGGAUGUCUUUUUGUUCUACUGAUGGUAUCCUUUGCUGUACAGAAGCUUUUUAGUUUGAUACAAUCCCACUUCUUCAUUUUUGCUUUUGUUUCCCUUGCCCGGGAACAUAUGUUCAUGACGAAGUUGCUCAUGUUCAUGUCAAAGAGAUUUUUGCCUAUAUUUUUUUCUAAGGGUUUUAUGGUUUCAUGACUUACAUUCAGGUCUUUGAUCCAUUUUGAGUUUACUUUUUGGUAUGGGCUUAGAGAAUAAUCCAGUUUCAUUCUCUUACAUGUAGCUGUCCAGUUUUGCUAACACCAGCUGUUGAAGAGGCUAUCUUUUCCCCAUUGUAUGUCCAUGGCUCCUUUAUCAUAUAUUAAUUGACCAUAUAUGCUUGGGUUUAUAUCUGGACUCUCUAGUCUGUCCCACUGGUCUGUGGGUCUGUUCUUGUGCCAGUACCAAAUUGUCUUGAUUACUGUGGCUUUGUAGUAGAGCUUGAAGUCAGGGAGCAUAAUUCCGCCUGCUUUAUUCUUCCUUCUCAGGAUUGCUUUGGCUAUUUGGGUCUUCUUAUCCUUGAUCUUUGCCAUUUUAAUUAUUAUAUGUCUUGGAGUUGUCUUACUUGGGUCCCUUGUGUAGGGGGAUCUUUGUACCUCCAUGGCCCGAGAGACUAUCUCCUUCCCCCAAUUGCAGAAGUUUUCAGCAAUUACCUCCUCAGAGACACUUUCUAUGCCUUUUUCUUUCUCUCUUCUUCUUCUGGUACCCUUAUAAUGUGAGUAUUGUUCCUUUUGGAUUGGUUGCACAGUUCUCUCAAUAUUCUUUCUUUGGUAAAGAUUCUUUUUUCACUCUGUGCAUCAGCUUCUUUGUAUUCCUCUUCUCUAAUUUUCAUUCCAUUUACCAUCUCCUCUACUAUAUCUAAUCUGUUUUUAAAUCCCUCCGUUGUAUGUUUCAUUUCAGAUACGGAAUUUCGUAAUGAUUGAAUCUCCUUCUUAAAUUCGUCCCUGAGUUCUUGAAUAUUUUUCUGUAUCUCUAUGAGCAUGUGUAUGAUUUUUAUUUUGAAAUUUCUUUCAGAAAGAUUGAUGAGUGCAGUUUCACUUGACUCUUUUUCUGGUGCUUGUGGGAUUUGGGUUUGAACCAGGUUCCUUUGACUUUUUAUAUUUGUAUGUGGUGCCCUCUAAUGCCCAGAAACUCUGCUCUCGAGCUACUCAGCCCCUCUAGUGAUGUAGGGGGCCGUGGAGUGGCACUGGUGCCUAGAGGGUGGAAAGAACUGUUACCAGCUUCCUGGCUGUUGUGCCUGCCUCGACUGCCCAAACCACUGGGCUGAACACACAAGUGUAAGCCUCUAUGCUUUGCAUUUUUAGGCAGCGCUUCCCUCCGGCUGUCGUGACACCAGGGCAGGGUCUUCAGGUUUCUGAGCCAGUGCUGGUCGGCUGGGAGUAAGGUGCAGCAGGCUGUGCGUCACAGUGUGGGGCCCUCGGAGCUGAGUAGGCAGCCAGGGGCAUGGAGUGCCUGAAGCUCCUGAAAGUUCCCAACCUGCCAGGCAGGACGUGCCCAGACAACCUUGUCUGCCUAUCCCUUCUCCUGAGCAGCAAGCUCUGUGCAAUCCCCACCCCUCAGCAGCCCUCUUGCUGCUAGGAAGCCUCUCAGACCACCUGCCUUUCCUUUGUCCCAGAGCAGCUGGAUGUGGAUCCUGGUCCUCCACAAGCGGCUGGAAUCUCAAUCUCUCUAGGUAAUCUGCCUGUCUUAGUUUCCAAACCCACUAAUCUCCAGAGCACCAUGCAAUGUAGGUUCGUGCUCCCAGAGCAGAUCUCCAGGGCUGGGUGUUCAGCAGUCCCGGGGAUCCAACCCCAACCCACUCUGUUUCUCUUCCUCCCCCUGGUGAGCUGGGGUGGGAGAAGGGCUUGGGUCCCACCCGGUCAUGGUACAUUACCCUGUUCCAUUAGGUCUGUUCUUUUCUCCAGGUGUAUGCAAUCUGGCACAGGCUUCUUCCCUGUUGUUCCUCUUUCAGAAUUAGUUGUAUUAAUUAUAUUUUCAUAUUAUAUGUGGCUUUGGGAGGAGGCCUCUGUCAUACCUCUCACUCUAUCAUCUUUAUUCUCACUCCCAGGAAAUCCCAAUUUCUUAAAAAAAUAUUUUCUAUGAUUAUACUUUGAGUUUUGAAUCAGGCAGAUCUUAAUUCUGAAUGUGAAGGCAGUGCAUGCAUGGAAAAAUCUAAAAUAUAUUUCAAGCUUAAACAUGGUAAUUGGUGGGUCAAGAGCAUUAGAAACAGCAUGUGACUUGUUUUAAGAGUCCAUGAAAAUGCAGAUGGAAUUACAGAGACCAUAAAAAUUCAAAGACCAUUUUUAAUGUGUAUGGCAUUUUUCCCAUCAUAAUCAGUAAUGCUAUAGGAGGUAGCAAAAUCCUUCUUCCCAGAAAUUUCUGGAUCAGCAUGAGCUAAGAUGUCAUUCCAAGUGCCCCACAUUCUGUAGACAAGAAUGGAGGAAAAUGCCAAGAGGUGAUUCAUGCUUCCUUACUUUAAAUGCGACCUGGUACCAUGGAAGGCAGAAGGAGGCCUUCCUCCGAGUUACAGGUGCAAUCUGGUACACCCAGGGAAGUGGAGGGUCAGAUGUGAUGUCGCCCUGAAAGUGUCAUCACCAGAGAGUGAUAGCACCAGAAGUGAGAAGUGACUACACUGGAUAUGAGAUCAAUCUGGAAGUGACAUCAUUAUAAGCCUGUGUCUAUAAGUUGUGCUCAGAAAAUAAACUGCAUCACUUGUCUGCCAUCCGUGGGCUUUAUUUUUCUCUGUGUUUUCCUUAAGCUCCUCAUCCACUCCACUCAGGUUCAGCUGGUUUUGGGAGCUGGUCUCUGCAAAUGGGCAGACCAGUUCAUCAAGGUUAAACAUUAUCUCCCCAGAAAUGAGAAUAUUUGAGUGGUAUGCAUCUGUGCCAGUACAUAGGAUCUUAAUUUAUGGUUAAAUUGAAUGAUAUCUCUCAGUAUUCCAUAGGAAAGAAACACUUUUGUACUCUGUAAGAAUAAAAAAAUUCAUAACAUACAAA